Moneuplotes crassus is the source of this 2774-nucleotide messenger RNA. The record is from the annotation of a GenBank genome assembly. Lineage: Eukaryota; Ciliophora; Spirotrichea; Euplotida; Euplotidae.
AUGAGCGUAGAGGAUCCUGACAAGGUCAUUAACAUCAUCAAGGAAAUACAGAAGGAUGGCAAAAUCUCAGAGGAGAUGGCAAACACUUGUAAGGAGAAGUUUAUCAAGGUCCAUCAGAUGCUGAUGCAAAGUCUUAAGAGUGAGAAAGUCUUGAUGGAUGAGUCAAGAGUUCUUAAAGAAAAGUUACAACAAGAAAUUCAAAAGUUAGAACAUGCUCAUAAUAAUAAAAAGGCUAAUGAAGAUACAAUGAAAGACUUAAACGAUAAAAUCAAGAACUUUAAGAAAGAGACUGAUGCUGUGGAAGACAGAGAUGCUAAUUUAAGACAUGAAAUCGAAAAUUUAGAAAGAGACAAAGUAAACCUCGAGAAAGAUCUCAGAGAUAGACGUGAGAGAGAAAGAGAACUCCUUGUUCCUGAAAUUGAAGCUAUGAAGAACAAGAUUAAGAACUUGCAAGAACUCAAGGAAACAAACGAGAAGUUAAUCACUCAAAAAGAGAAGGAAAAUACUCACCUGGAAGAAAUUAACAAAGACCUUGAAGAUAAAGCUGGACAUAAAGAAGAGAAUGAGAAGUUAUCAACAGAAUACCUCAACAUAAAGUAUGAGCCUGAUAGAUUAGGGAAGAAAAACAAUAGUUUCAAAAAUGAAGUAGAAGAGUUAGAAGGACAAGUCAAUACAACAAAGGAAGAAAUUGCCAAAUUAGAUGCAAAGAAAGCCAAAAUCGAAGCAAAUGUAGCUCAUAUUGAAGAAGAAAUCAAAGAACUGAAUAAGAAGAAAGAGAAAAAGGAGAAUGAAAAAUCACAAAAAGAGGAUAGAAUAAAACAAGAAGAAACUAUUCUCGCAAAUAACGGAAAGAAAAAGAAUCUACUCAAAGCAGAGAGAAAUGAAGUAGAACGAACCAUAAAAAUGCUGAAGGAUGAUAAAAGAAGCCUAACUGAAACUCGAAACUCUCUAUCUAAAAAGAUCGAAGAAGAGAAGCGUAAAUACAAAAAGACUGAAUACCAACUAAAUAACUUCUUAAACACUAUUAAAGAGUACGAGAAUAAAAUAGGAGCAACAACGAAAAUGUAUGAAGAAAAGGUUAAAGAGCACAAGCAACAGCAAGAAUAUGACAAGAAAGUCUAUGAAGAAAACCAGCUCUUCUUUGGAGUCCUCGUCUCAAAAAGAAUUGAAGAGAAGAAAAUGGAUGCUGAUCAAGCUGCCACUAAGGAUCAGAUAGAACAACUAGAGGGUCAAGUCGAGAAGCUUAGAGAUGAAGAGACUAAGUUGGUAGAAGAAAUCAAAUUUUUAUCAACUAUUAGAGAGAAAAUGGCUAGAACAGCUUCCCAAGCUAUGGCACAAGCAAGAGAGACAAAAGAGGAGCUGAAAGUCAAGGAGUUAUUAAUCUUAGAUCUCAAUAAGAAAUUCCAAGAAACAGAGUUCAGACUUAACUCCUUUGUAGCUUUGUAUGAAGAUGUGAGAAAUGCAAGAAAUAAAUACAUGUCUCUUAUUCAAAACUCUUCCCAAGAUCUGGCUGAAAUGAAAGAGCGAAUCAAAAUUCUUCAAAAUGAAGUUGAAAUUCUAAGAAAUGAGUGCAGUGAUAAAGAUAGAGACCUCGUUGAUAUCAAGCACAAUGUUACUCUUGCAGUCUAUAAGAGAGAUUCUCAAAGAGCCGAACUCAACAAAUGUGAUUUUAAAUGUAGAAAUAAACAGUCGAUCAGUGGUCAGAAAGUCAAUGAAGGAGAUAAGCUAAACUUGAUCAUCAAUUCCCUUGAAAAGGAUAUGAACAAUCUUACUAACAAAUAUGAAGCUGCAUGUGGGCACAGAAAUUACAUGGGAAUCCAGCUUAUCGACAGAAAUGACGAACUUUGUAUUCUAUACGAAAAAUCAAACAUCCAUGAAAAUAUCCUCAAAAGUGGAGAACAAUUAAUUCGUGAGAAAGAAGAAGAAAUCAGGAUGCUCAACCUAGAGCAUAAAGAAAGAAAUAGACAGUUAGAGGUAAUCAGAAAAAAGGUUCCAGAAGUCCCAGAACUAGCAUCAAAGGUUGCAACUCAUAAGAAUGAACUUCAUGAUGCAAAAGAGAGAGUAUACGAUCUCUCUGAAAAACUGGAAGAUCCAGAUAAGCACCCAAUCUGGAGAAAUCUAGAUGGUGAAGAUCCUGAUGAAGAGCAACUCAAAGCUAAGAUUCAAGUACUGGAGGAAAGAUUAAACAAUAAGAAAGAAAUGCUCCUCGAAAAAGAACUUGUUUGUGAAGAAGUAUCAAAUCUUGCUGAAAAGCUUAGAAAGCAAGCUCUUGAUGGUAGGAAGAACACUCUUGAGAUUGCAGAAAGAAUUAAUGAAUUCAAAGCAAGGACAACUGAAUUAUCUAGAAAAAUGCUUGCAACCGUUAGUGAGCUUUCAAUGUUCCAAUCCAAAGCAUUAAAACUUCAAGAAGAAAAGGAUAGGAAAGAAGAAGUCCUUGAAACUGCUGUUCAAAGACUUGAACAAGGAGAGCCUCCUACAAAUGACUGCGAAAUUGAGUGGGAAAGAAUGGAGAAAAAUAGGGUCAGAAGAAUUGAAGAGUCAGAAAAGAGAAGACAAAGAAAAGAAUUGGAGAGACAAUUGCCAAUGAUGGGAGUUAAGACUCAUGCAGUACCUCGUCCAAACAAUUACAUGAGACCAGAUUUGGAAAUUCCAAGACCAUAUGGUGGACAUCCUCCAUUCAAGCCUUCAGAUCCAGGAGCAAAUAUGAGACAUAUCCAAAAGCCAACAAAGAGAGAAAUCGAUGCUUAGUUUCAUGAAGAAAUUAUCAAUUAAAA